Molecule: messenger RNA, 1987 nt
Organism: Pelobates fuscus (common spadefoot toad)
Lineage: Eukaryota; Metazoa; Chordata; Amphibia; Anura; Pelobatidae
Gene: SYP
Product: synaptophysin
Exons: 7
Coding region: 103-999 (298 amino acids)
Cellular component (GO): presynaptic active zone; synaptic vesicle; synaptic vesicle membrane
Source: RefSeq, a predicted model, not a curated record
ACUGGCUCCUUAUCCGCCGCAUUUUACCACCUCCUCUAGGCUGCUGCCGAUAAAGCGUGCUCCCCCCUCUGCGCUGCCGUGAUUCACCAGCAUCCUGCAGUCAUGGACGUGGUCAACCAGCUGGUGGCAGGGGGUCAGUUUCGGGUAGUGAAGGAGCCUCUGGGAUUUAUCAAAAUUCUGGAGUGGCUGUUCUCUAUCUUUGCCUUCGCAACUUGUGGAAGUUAUUCCGGACAGUUCAGUCUGAACAUUGAAUGUACCAACAAAAAUGAAAGCAAGCCGAAUAUUAAAGUGGACUUUGAAUACCCCUUUAAGCUGCACCAGGAGUAUUUUGAUGCCCCCACUUGCCAAGGUGGAGCAUCUACCCAAGUCUUUUUGGUCGGAGAUUACUCAUCCUCUGCAGAAUUCUUUGUCACGGUGGCUGUCUUUGCCUUUCUUUACUCGCUCGGGGCGAUGGUUACGUACAUAUUCCUACAGAACAAAUAUCGUGAGAACAACAAAGGUCCCAUGAUUGACUGCAUAGUGACAGCUGUUUUCACCUUCCUAUGGCUGGUCAGUUCCAGUGCUUGGGCCAAAGGCCUGUCCGACAUCAAGCUUGCAACCGAUCCUGAACUUGUCAUAAAAAGCCGGAUCCCUGCAUGUGAGAAAGGCGAAGCAAGGUGUCAGGAGCUGAGUGAUCCUGUUAUGUCUGGGCUUAAUACCUCUGUGGCCUUUGGAUUUUUGAACUGCAUCCUGUGGCUGGGAAACCUCUGGUUUGUAUUUAAAGAGACUGGAUGGACAGCUCCAUUCAUGAAGUAUCCUCCACCACCCCAAGAGAAACAGCCAGCUCCUGACACUUACACCCAGGCACAGGGAUAUGGUCAGCAAGACACGUAUGGACAGCAAGCUGGAUACCAGCCCGACUACUAUGGCCAGCAACCCGACUACAAUCAACAGGGUUACACCCAGCCGGCGGGAUACACCCAACAAGGCGUCCCCACCUCCUUUUCCAACCAGAUGUAGAUGGCUUCUCCAAGGCUGACGAGUGAGCUCCUUCUUCUGGUUGUAAUGUUCUGAUGUGCAGUGCUGCAGCCCAGCUGCCCAAGUGAAAAUCCAUGGGAGAAUGUUGUGUCUGUGAUGUUUAUAUAAUAUAAUAUAUUAUAAUAUAUAUAUUUAAUGAUAUAUAUCUGUACCAAAACACAGGAAAAUCCCAUCUCAUUCUAUCAGAGACUGUCUUCCUGCAAAGCAUUGCUGUUUGAUCCUCUCCAUGCCACAGUCCUGCAGAGCAAUGUAAUCCUUUUUAUUUUUCUGGCAGAGCCUGGAUGAACACUAAUGUAAUAGUUCUUUUUUUUCCAACCAGAGAGAUCCAGAAUUAUUUUUUUUUUUAUGUUCCCCAUUAUUAGUUAAAAAAAAUAAAAAAUAAUAAUAAUAGUAUUGUGACGUCAAAAAGUGAUUUAUAGAAUAAUCAAUCAGUCUCUCUGGUAGGGAAGGAUUUUUGCUUUAUAUAUUUAUUUGUAAACAGUUGUUAAUUUAUUUAAGAAAUAGUGCCCUGUAGAACAGAAUUAUGAGAGUUCUGAAGCUUUUUCUGAUUAGUUGGGUAUUUCCUCUAGAACUUAGUGAUGUCUGCACUUUGCUAUGUAGGUCCUUCUUGCGCCAUAAGGGAUCGAUGCAGAAUUGAUGUAUGGGAACUUUCUGUUUAAUGCCCUGUGUAUUUUGGGUGGGUUGGGUUGGCACAGGCCGGGUAUAUAUGCCAUAGCAGCCCUGGUGCUGAAUUGGUGUGCAACAAAAUAAAUGUGGGAGAGUUAUGAGCGCCCCCUUCCCAUACUCCCCGCCUCCUCCGUGCACUGCUGGGUACUAAACACCCCUUUUUAUCAUCCAUGCCCUAAUCCAUUAUUGCCAGCUUCAUCCCUAAACUACCCAUGCCUGGUACCCCUUGUGCUGUAUAUCGUGUUAGUGACACUGAAGUUGCGUGUUGUAAUCCUGACUGGAAAUAAAGACAGGCUGGAAACAA